CCCCACAAAAGAAUUGAAUACUGUCUGAAAACCCUAAAAUGGAAAGAACAAACAGCAGGGAGUUAAAGAAAGGGCCUUGGACUAGAGAUGAAGACCAAAAGCUGCUUGCUUACAUUCAAGAACACGGCCAUGGAAGUUGGCGCUCUCUUCCUGCUAAAGCAGGGCUUGAGAGAUGCGGGAAGAGUUGCAGGCUGAGGUGGACAAACUAUUUGAGACCUGAUAUUAAAAGAGGAAAGUUGAGCACGCAUGAAGAGAAGACAAUUAUUCGUCUCCAUGCUCUUUUAGGCAACAGGUGGUCGGCAAUAGCAGCGCAUUUACCAAAGAGGACCGAUAACGAGAUCAAGAACUACUGGAACACCCGCCUCAAGAAACGGUUGACCCGAAUGGGAAUCGACCCGGUUACCCACAAGCCAAAGAACAUCCCCGGCGGCUCGGCUCAGGCGGCCAACCUCAGCCACAUGGCUCAAUGGGAAACUGCUCGGCUCGAAGCUGAAGCCAGGCUCGCUCGCCAGUCGUCGUCCAAACUACUUCCGCCACCCAACGAUAACCUCCUCCUCCUACAUCAGUUCCACCGCAAGUUCAACGCCGCACCGCCGCAGAGGCGGAACCACCACCUGGUGGCCCCGCCGUGUUUGGACGUGCUCAGAGCGUGGCAGGCCACCACCGCGGUUCCCGACUACAGCUUCUUUGGCUCAGCCGCGAACGUAAUCGAGUCACCGACUUCUACCCUGAACUUCUCCUGUGGCAGCAGUACUACUCUUACCGUUCCCACAGUCGGUGCCAUUAUUGAAAAUGACGUCAUGCCCACGUUCAACAGCUACGACGUGGCGUGUGUGUCGGGGGAGGAGACCGGGUACGCUGACGUGGAUGGCAAAAUGGAGAAUUUGAUGCAGCGCCACGACCAAAAUAGUAAUCUUGCUUAUCCAGUCGAUUUAUACGAUUGUGGUGAUGAUAUGACCGCUUCAUAUGACUUCGCCGCAGAUAAUUACAACCCUAACCCGUCCGAUAUGUUCUCCGACAGCGCGGCUGGUGCCCUUGUCGGAGAAUUUGACGACAGUAAGAAUUAUUGGAACGAGUUGCUAAAUUUGGUUAGUAGCUCCCCCAUGCCUAUGUUGUAGGGCGUGACUAAUUAAUUAAUUAAUUAGUAGCUCACGACAAAUGUAUUACGUGUCAAUUGUUUGACUAGUUUGACUUAGUUCUUAGGUUUGAUGAUGCAUGUGAUUUGCAACGUACUAUAAAUGUACGACCAUUAUAAACUGUAACUAGGGUUAGUG
Messenger RNA from Erythranthe guttata (spotted monkey flower), 1274 nucleotides. Its product is annotated as transcription factor MYB106. The record is from RefSeq and is a predicted model, not a curated record. Lineage: Eukaryota; Viridiplantae; Streptophyta; Magnoliopsida; Lamiales; Phrymaceae.